AUGAAAACAAAUAAUUUAUGGGAUUUCUUGCGUUUGUACAUUGGUGACAAAGAUGAUCAUUAUUACUUCCUUGAAGCAAUGGGGAAUCAUUAUAAAAACGGUGAUGUUAUUAUUGAGGAAAAAGUUAAUGUCACAAAUGUGGUGAGGAAACUUUCAUUAUCUCCAAAAUAUUAUAAUUGGGUACUGUUAAAUUUUAAACCUUACCUAAAAAUAGUAUCUGAGUCAUUUAAAGAUAUUUUAGCAACCCGUGUUAGCAUAGAUAUAAACCUUCAGGAAAGUAAUGUCACCAAUGAAACAACUUCAAUUAUAUGUGAUCUAUUCAAGGUAUAUUGUCAGGCCUAUUGUCAUACUGAGGGAUUUUUUUCACCAUCGCAAUUAAGAAUUAUUUGUAAAGCUACAAGUGAAGAUAUACUUGAUCCGUUAUUCAAAUGUUAUUUAUAUAUGGUGUUCGAAAUUAAGCCAACAACGACAUCGUCUGAAAUUUCACCAAAAAUACCUGAUAAUAUGAAUCAAGAUGACUUUUUCAAGACGGAAAAUGCAACUUUUAUGAAUAAUCCAGCGCCAAUAGUAAACGAUUUUUCAAAGAAUGAACCAGAAGAACAGUUGCAUACUCAUUCCGAUUUCCAAGAACCAAAAGAAACAACAAUUCUACAAGAAACUGCGGCAAUAACUGAGGAUAUUCCUAAAAUGACAAAUAGUUCUAAGAAGAAAUUACAAAAACAGUGGUAUAAGGAACUAAAGAAAUAUAAUGACAGAAUUACUAAUACACAAAGAAAGCAUCAAUUCCGUUUAAAGAUGCUACCUAAAUUAGAAAAAAAUCGAAAGAGGAUUGAGUUAGUUAGAAAAAGAAAUUUGAAACUGUUAAUAAGACAAAAUUCUUCCAACUGA
Molecule: messenger RNA, 888 nt
Organism: Dentiscutata erythropus
Lineage: Eukaryota; Fungi; Glomeromycota; Glomeromycetes; Diversisporales; Gigasporaceae
Source: the annotation of a GenBank genome assembly